Messenger RNA from Prosopis cineraria, 524 nucleotides. RefSeq lists its product as uncharacterized. The record is from RefSeq and is a predicted model, not a curated record. The transcript has a single exon. NCBI's taxonomy places the organism in Eukaryota, Viridiplantae, Streptophyta, Magnoliopsida, Fabales, Fabaceae. Bases 78 to 524 code for a protein of 148 amino acids.
UUCAAUAUAUUAGUCAACUUAACAAUACUGGGAAGAGAGAGAGACUAAAAAUUGGCAGUCCAGCAGCACAGGCAUAAAUGACCAGAUCAGAUCUGAGCCGCGUAACUGUACAAAGGCGGGAAUCAAGAAGAAGAAUACAGAGUUACCGGUGGCGAAGGAAGGAUCCAGAUCCAGGAGUGUCAGCCGAUGUAAAUAUGAAUGUGGAGAGCCAAGAGAAGGAUGGCGUAGAGAGCGAAGAAGAUGAGGGUGUGAAUGAAGAUGGCUUUGCCGUUGGUCUUCAUGCCUCCGAACUCCAGCUGCUUGCUGUGUCCAGGGAAGGAACAGAGCAACCCUGGUUGAAGCAGCACGAACAGCACCACGCCGAUGAACACUGGGGCCCAAUCCGCCAUUUCCUUUUUCGAUCAGAUCAAAAGUUUGCCGAUCUCUUUUCCAAUUCCCCGCUUUCGCAGCCUCACCGACUCCACUUCGGCGUGCACGUUCCACUAGCGAAGGCCAGAGGUCUGGCCUCAAUUUCAAAACCGUGA